AUGGCCCACAUUGCUGCUUGUAUGGCGGGAAACCGUUCCAGCAUUUCACUUCAGACCAUCGCCAGGAGCGAGUCGCCAAUGCCAUCUAAUUCUGGCUCACCCACGCCUUCUCACCCGUUGAGAAUGCAGCAGGGACAGGAGCAGCCAAAAAGAUACCAGUUCUUCCCCCGAGAGACUCAGCUUCCAGUUCUCAAUAGCAACAAAGCCCUGGAUCCCGAGAAGGCAUACGCUUUUGCAAUGGCUCAAAAGGUCAAUCGAUCCGAGAGGCAAGCCGGCUCCCCAGGGCAACGAUCUGGUGCCAGCUCAUCCCUGUCUAUGCGACGACGCAAACCUAGCGUGCCAGACAUUGAACCCGUCCCUACUUUCAUAGACAUAGACAAGCCAAUGGAUUCCCCCACAAUCCCCGGGCGACCGCCGCUGCAUGAGAGGUCGAAUAGCGCGCCUGGAGGCGACGGGAAGGAGUCUAUCGAGAGGAAGCCAAGGGUUUAUCACCAAAUGGAAAGAGAUGAAAGUGCCACCUCACGAACCAAGCCUCUCGAGAAGAAGCGUUCAGUUUCAAAUCGCCGGGGAGCGUCGCCAAAACGCCUCGCCCCCAUUGUGAUUCCUCAAUUUGUUUCGAAACCUCGCAGAUUACUAUCCAAAAGGUCCUUCAGUCACCUUCGAUCAGGGAGUGUGUCCGAUGAGAGUUUAAGAUCCAACCAGUUAACCCAGCAGUCGAAUGGGCGAAGCCCACCCACUCCUCCAACUGCGUCCGCCACGGAUUUGACCAGUCCAUACUCAGCAGCUACUCCUCAUUCAGCAGCCACUCCGCACUCAGCACGCCUAAACCCAUUGCUCACAAAGCCUUUGCCCACGCCGAUGUCAGCUCCAGCAUCCCAGUCGCAAUGGGCAUCAAGCAGACCUUGGGCCGAAGUGUCUACUCCGGCGCCAGUGGAAGAAGAACCAGCUCAGUCAGCCUCGCAACCAGCAGUACCUAGCAAAUCUCACCCAACCUCAUCCCAACAUCACCGACGAGGGGCUUCUGAAUCUAUCAUGGACCGAGGCCGCCCCAGAAAACGAACCAGCUCUCGAAAUAAAAAUGGAUCCGAGCCUCGACAAUCCGUCGCUGUCCCGGAGGAGACCAUUACGCAAACUACAUUCGACAAGCUUCCUAGUGGCUCACGGCCCGAACACGCAGCGGCCAACAUGACAACAAGCCAAGCUGCCAGCCUGCAGAGACAAGCAUUGCGGCAAGCAAUGCAAUUCGAGGUGCUUAGUGCUGGGGAUGUGGAAGCACUCUCAAAGGAGCUUCAUCGAUUGGAUGAAAGAACCCAGUAUCUCCGCAAUACAUACAACUCAAUUCGGGCUGGGCGACGUAAUUUACAGGAGCGAAUUUGCCAAUUUCAUCGUAUUGCCCGUGUGGCCAAGUACAGCUGCGACACCAUGCUAAAACAGGAAGAGGCUCUGGCAGACCUCGAUGCCUGCAUUGAUGAAUGGGUGAACAAGUUGGAACGAGCCGAAGACCGCCGCACACGAAUCAGACAGAAGCUGCUUGAGCAUGUUGCAGCAGCAGCGAUCAUGUCUAUCCCCGAUCUGGUGAAGACGACAGUGACAGAGGGGAGCGACGAUACCUCUGAACAAGCAGCGGAGAACCACACGCCUACGUUACACGGAAUUUUCACGCCACCCAGGUCACCAUCAAGGAAUGCAUCUCCAGCCAGCUCUGCCUCGCCGCCCCGGUUGGCCGCGCAUGUACCUAGCACAAUCCUGGAACAGCCUGUUGUGGAAGCAGAAGAAGAAGAGAGCUUCAACGAGACCCAGGUGCAGGCUUCUUCAGCAUCUGUGGUAUCCACCUCCUCGAAGCGUGAAGAGAUUCAGAGCAUUCGAGUGUACGCCGGUGACGAUAUUUACACAUUGCUGGCCGAUGUGGAGAGCGAGAUGACCAAGAUGAGACACAGCGUGAAUGAGGCGAUUCGCGAAGCUCUGCCGGAGACAGAGCAAACUCCGGAACUGGAGCAUGACAGGAGCGCUGAACUACUUUGCGGGCUCGAAGAAUUGACAAUUCCCGACCUUGUGGGGAGAAGGAGAUCUCUUAGCAGCCCUCUCCCCAAUUCACCACCAGCGCCUCCCCCUCCCAUCAAAGACUUUCCUAUUAAGAAGAGAUACUCACGAGAUGUGAGUUCUAUGUUAUAA
Messenger RNA from Clonostachys byssicola, 2172 nucleotides. Lineage: Eukaryota; Fungi; Ascomycota; Sordariomycetes; Hypocreales; Bionectriaceae. The record is from the annotation of a GenBank genome assembly.